ACUUUCCAAACUCCUAUUUAUCUCACACUCUUUCUUUCUGUCUCCCCCUCUCUCUCCUCUCUUCUCUCCCUCCCAUGGUGGAAGAAGCGAAUAGCAUGGACAAGGGGAUAAACUGCAGCGAAGAGGCUGAGGUGCGGAAAGGCCCAUGGACCAUGGAGGAAGACCUCAUCCUCAUUAACUACAUAGCAAACCAUGGCGAGGGUGUUUGGAACAACCUCGCUCGGUCUGCAGGUUUGAAUCGCACGGGGAAGAGCUGCCGCCUUCGGUGGCUGAACUAUCUGCGGCCUGACGUCCGGCGAGGGAACAUCACGCCGGAGGAGCAGUUGCUGAUCAUGGAACUCCAUGCUAGAUGGGGAAAUAGGUGGUCCAAAAUUGCGAGGCAGCUGCCUGGGAGGACCGACAACGAAAUAAAGAACUACUGGAGGACAAGAAUUCAAAAGAAGGUUAAGCAUGGGGAGUCCUCCGACUACCAGCAUGCGAUGCUCAUUGAUGAAGCUAGUACCACUACCAGCCAAACAAACAGUGUUGAAGAUGGUGGGGCACAGCCGAGUUACACUCAACAGCGCGAGACCAAUCCUGUUGCUCUUGCUCCUCCAUUCUCCACUGAAUCCUGUGAUAAUUUCUGGUCUGUCGAGGACUUCUGGUCGAUGCAGUCUUUCAAUGGCGAUUAAAUAAAGCGUGAUCAUGCUCAUGGACAAUGUUGAUGAUAGUAACUAUCCUUUGGUAUUAAACUAUGUUGCUUUAAGUACUUGGUUAUUGUACAAAGAUACCUAUGUAUGGUUAAGCUUCGUAAUGUAAGGACAGUGAGAUAUAAUGAUUAUGCUUGGUUUUCACUAGUUAUAAA
Elaeis guineensis (African oil palm) is the source of this 844-nucleotide messenger RNA. RefSeq names its product MYB-like transcription factor EOBII. Lineage: Eukaryota; Viridiplantae; Streptophyta; Magnoliopsida; Arecales; Arecaceae. Gene Ontology annotation, molecular function: DNA-binding transcription factor activity; sequence-specific DNA binding. Gene Ontology annotation, biological process: regulation of DNA-templated transcription. The record is from RefSeq and is a predicted model, not a curated record. Gene Ontology annotation, cellular component: nucleus.